CCCCCCCUCAACGACCUUCCCUUUUCGGACCGCAAGCGCGCCCCAUGAAACCAGGCUGACCGGCUGUGAGACAAACACCAGCUCGGCAUUGACCUCCAGAACGAGCAGCUACCGUGAGGUGACCGCCGUUGCGGGGGGAGAUUGGCGCUCGAGGGCACGCGUACGGGCUUCAGCUAUUCGCUGGGGCGGCGCGACGACGGCAGAACCAAUGCAGCCCCGUGGCGAUGUAAACCCUGCGAGGAAGGAGGAUCCGCGGGGAGCGUCGGCACGGGACGUCGAUCCAAAUAUGGUGGGCAUAGAUUCGCAUAUAUAUAUGGCGUAACCUAACCCAUCCGAAACUCUCCCUAUCCCGCGAUCGCCCUCCACACCUACCGUUGCUCCCAGCCCCUUCUCAGCCCUCCUCGCCCCCCCUCUACGGGCCCGCAUCCUACCGCGCGAAGACGUCGCGAUGAAGCUCUCGAUCUUAUCUCUAAUUGCCUUCGCGGCCUCGGCGGCGACCGGCGCGCCAGUGACAACCCCGGAGGAGGCGGCGGUGGAGCUGCAGGCGGCGACGACGUGCGGGACCAAGUCCUACACCGCGACGCAGGUCAACCAGGCGGCCCAGAAGGCCUGCACUUAUUACCAGGCCGGCACCACCGCCGGCAGCUACCCCCACACCUACAACAACUACGAGGGCUUCACCUUCGCCGUCACCGGCCCCUACCUCGAGUUCCCUCUCCUCUCCAGCGGCAGCGUGUAUACCGGCGGCUCGCCCGGCCCGGACCGCGUCAUCAUCAACACGUCGUGCAAGCUCGGCGGCGCCAUCACGCACACGGGCGCCAGCGGGAACGCCUUCGUCGGCUGCUCGGGGACGAGCUAGGGCGCCCCGUCGGACAGAGAGAGAGAG
Durotheca rogersii is the source of this 886-nucleotide messenger RNA. RefSeq names its product Ribonuclease/ribotoxin. Gene Ontology annotation, molecular function: RNA binding; RNA nuclease activity. The transcript has 2 exons. The coding region runs from base 449 to 859 and encodes 136 amino acids. The record is from RefSeq and is a predicted model, not a curated record. NCBI's taxonomy places the organism in Eukaryota, Fungi, Ascomycota, Sordariomycetes, Xylariales, Xylariaceae.